Molecule: messenger RNA, 1906 nt
Organism: Oryza brachyantha (malo sina)
Lineage: Eukaryota; Viridiplantae; Streptophyta; Magnoliopsida; Poales; Poaceae
Product: diacylglycerol kinase 7-like
Exons: 13
Coding region: 136-1614 (492 amino acids)
Molecular function (GO): ATP-dependent diacylglycerol kinase activity
Source: RefSeq, a predicted model, not a curated record
UUUUCCCCCAAUUGCUCCGUCUUUUUUCUCUCCUCUCUCUCUAGCUCGCUCGCCAUAGGAGACAAUCUCGAAGCUGCUUUAGCUUGAAGCUGCGAGUGAUACGGGGGUUGCUGCUUCGCGGCUGUAGCUGUGGCGAUGGAGCGAGCGGAGGAGGGGGCGAGGAGCGCGCCGACGACGGCGCCGUCGGCGAGGGCGUCGAUCUGGGAGUCGGUGCGGGCGUGCGGUGUGUGGGGGAAGGAGGUGGACAAGGCCGAGCUGCGGAGGCAGGUCGUGAUGCCGCUCUACGCGCGACGGGCCGUCGCGGCGGCCGUGAAGGCGAAGGACGAGGCUGCCGGCGUGGCGGCGGCGGGGGAGAAGGGGAGGGGCGAGGAGGGGGAGGUGGAGGUGGAGGUGGAGGCGGAGGCGGUGACGCCGGUGGUGGUGUUCGUGAACUCGAGGAGUGGUGGUAGGCACGGGCCCGAGCUCAAGGUGCGGCUCCACGAGCUCAUCAACGAGGAGCAGGUCUUUGAUCUCUCUGUCGUGAAGCCUUCUGAUUUUAUUAACUAUGGUUUGGGUUGUUUGGAGAAACUGGCCGAACAAGGUGAUGAUUGUGCAAAGACCUUACGUAAAAAGUUGAGGAUUGUGGUUGCUGGUGGUGAUGGCACAGUUGGUUGGGUACUUGGAUGUCUCACAGAUCUUUAUAGGUUGUCAAGGGAACCAGUUCCACCCACAGGGAUCAUUCCACUUGGUACAGGAAAUGAUCUUGCUAGAUCAUUUGGAUGGGGUGGCUCUUUUCCCUUCGGUUGGCGUUCAGCUGUAAAGCGUUACCUCAGCAAGGCAGCUACAGCUCCCACCUGCCGUCUUGACAGUUGGCAAGCUGUAGUUAUGAUGCCGGAUGGAGAGAUAAAAGAGUUGCCAUAUGCACUUAAGAAAACAGAACCUGCAGACUGCCUGGAGCUUUGCCAGGAGAAUGGCACUGAAUUACCUGAGAAAGCUUCUUGCUAUAAAGGAGUAUUCUACAACUACCUUAGUAUUGGCAUGGAUGCGCAAGUUGCUUAUGGCUUCCACCAUCUUCGUGAUGAAAAGCCAUAUCUUGCUCAAGGACCAGUUGCAAACAAGUUGAUUUAUGCUGGUUAUAGCUGCACGCAGGGGUGGUUCUGCACACCUUGUACAGCAAGCCCUCAGUUAAGGGGGCUUAAGAACAUUUUGCGACUUUACAUUAAAAAGGUCAAUUGUUCUGAAUGGGAGCAAGUUCCAAUGCCUUCAAGUGUUAGAUCGCUGGUGGUCUUAAAUUUAUACAACUACGGCAGUGGAAGGCAUCCAUGGGGUGAUCUUAAACCUGACUACCUUGAAAAAAAAGGUUUUGUUGAAGCUCAUUCAGAUGAUGGAUUGCUUGAAAUAUUCGGUCUGAAAGAAGGCUGGCAUGCUUCAUUCGUUAUGGCUGAGCUUAUUAAAGCAAAGCACAUCGCUCAGGCUGCAGCUAUUAAGUUUGAAAUGAGGGGUGGGCAAUGGAACCGUGCGUAUGUUCAAAUGGAUGGAGAGCCAUGGAAACAACCACUCCUACAAGAGCAGUCAACCAUUAUCGAGAUAAACAAAGUUCCUUACCCUUCUCUGAUGAUAAACGGGGAGCAAUGACAUCUUCCCGGUUUCAAUCAGGGUUGCAUUCUAGAUUGUUAGAUUAUGUAUAGUUCGGGAGCAGCUACAGGUAUUAGUCAUGGUCGGAGCACUAUGUGCCAAAAUGUACUGUUGUACUAUAUAAAUUAUUACUAUGUUCCUAGGUUAUUUCAUUGGAAAACAAAUAUAACUUUAUUUGUAAUGUUAUUUUUCCUGUCAAAGCAAACGAGAAAUUCCAGGAAAACACUGUGUACUGUAAAUUGCUCACAUUUCCCGUCGUCACGUCAAUUUGGAAUUCUUUUACUCUCGGGUU